Haliotis rufescens (red abalone) is the source of this 6630-nucleotide messenger RNA. RefSeq lists its product as uncharacterized. NCBI's taxonomy places the organism in Eukaryota, Metazoa, Mollusca, Gastropoda, Lepetellida, Haliotidae. Bases 9 to 620 code for a protein of 203 amino acids. The record is from RefSeq and is a predicted model, not a curated record. The transcript has 4 exons.
CUUGCACAAUGUACACCACGGGGAUGACGGCAGCGCAUUUUAUAAGCGACACCAGUUUAGCAUUCACUCCGGACUUACCGGAAGAACAUAAUAAGGUUGUCCAAGUUCGUCGGAGAAAAACAGGUUACCGAGGAUUAUUAGAUUGUUCUUGUUCAGACUUUGUCACGAUGUUGGAUUAUUACUAUAUCAUCAUUGUGAUUCUGGUGUUCCUCAAGGUUAUCUUUUGGACUUUUUACUUCUACAUUCGAGCCCAGAGACUGCGUACAGCCAGAGUGCAGCGACAGUUUGUCAUCGUGGACACCAGACAGAUGCCACCAGGCUACAAUGACCGCUCAGCCAUUGUUCAACAUGAGGUUCUGCCAGACACCUGUCCAGGCCUGCCCCCCCAGUACACAGGGACUGCCACCCAGUUCCCAGGGGGACCCCCACCAUAUGAAGAAACACAGCACAACCAGCCCAACAAGCCCCCGAGUUAUGAACAAGCUAUAUCAGGCUAUGCUCCAUCUGCCCCCACAGAAGCCACGAGCCAGGCCCAGAACCCAACACCGGUGCCAGUCGUCUACGUAGAGACUGGGAUCUCCAACACUUCACAAGGCAUCGGUGUUCAUGGUCCGUCGUAAACAGCUUGUCUGUCCUGUCAACAACAAACAAGGCUAUUUGUUAUAGUAAUUUGCAAUGCUAUCAAUCCAGGCAACACAGACCACACUGUUUUUAUUUGAUGGUUUAUGGAGUUUUGUUAACCAUUAACUGUCCAUUAGUUUGAGUUGAUCAAAAUAAAAAUACAUUUGAUAUCAUUGCAGUGUUUCGGUGUAGGUUCUAACACCGUUAUCAAGCAAGUGAUGUACAGAGUAUGGUUGACAAGCAUUUAUACUGGUAUGAGGCAGUGUUCAUACAGUUGAGAUACAGAUACAGUUGAGUAGAUUGGGAUGUAGUUACACUGGAGUGAAGCCUGUUAUGUACGCAAAAGAGGGGGGAUAUUAGGAAAACAUCUUAACAUGUGAAGCCAGUACUAUAUUACCUUAUAUCCCCCCUUUUAUGUACAUAACAGGCUUCUCCACUGGAGCGUAACUGCAUCCCAUUCUACUCAACUGUAUAAACACUGCCUCCUACCUGUAUAUAUACUUGUCAACCAUACUCUGUCCAUCACUUGCUUGAAAACGGUGUUAGAACCUACACCGAAACUUCGCUUCUAAUUGAAAUAAGAAGUUGUCAUCGAUAUAUUUUAUCCUUACUAAAAACUAAAUGUGUGUUGCGCAAUUUUGUUUUAUUUUAUUUUAGAUUAUUUGAGUCAGUCAAAUUAAAUAAAUGAAUGCUAAUACUGUUUAAAGUACAAGAUGUUAUUUUAGCAGUAACAUAUAUAUAGUUUUACUUGUGAGAAAGGUUUUUUCUGUUUAGAAAGGUUUUACAGUGGCAAAAGACUUGCAAUGCAUGUCAUCAAUUUGUAUUUAAAAAGUUAAUAGGUACUUAUACAAUUGUAGUUCUUUCUAUUUUCGAAUAGUCAGGGAUGAAAAAAUGUUUUUGAGUUAGAUUUAUUUCAUUUUCUGAUUGUGACUUUUGUUGAGUCCGUAAACCAAAAGAAAAAGUGUCUCGUAAUUGCGGUGAAGCAUAAUGGUAUGAGGGUCUCACAAAGUGAAUGUGUUAUCAUGCUAAUGGCUAUAUUUUAUUAACAUACUUUUAGCCUAGCUCAAGGAUGUAAAACGUAUUGAAAAAAUACAUGGUGUUUUACUACAAUAAGAUUAUUCGUUGGAAAAAAGGCUAGAUAAUACUGUAUAACAUGUGCCUUGAGAAAAAAUAUAAUGUGAGAGGGAUUGUACUAGUGUCCUGUGAUGAUUGCUGAAUGACGGUAUGUAUUUUAAUGUGAUAUAUUAUUUUAAGUGCCAUUUUAUGUUACCUAGAACAUUCCUAUUGGAUCUUGCAUAGUACAAGAAGGUUGUGUGAUUAUACGAGAUUUUACCACUGAUGUGUGUAUUUGCAAGACACUGGUUUGAUUACCAGGAAGGGGAGGGAUUGUGCAGCCUCAGAAUUUCAUCUUGUAGUCCUGAAUCCUUAGCCUUUGUAGCUAGUCAUUUAUUAAAUCUAAUGUUUCAAUUUGAAGCUUUUUAAAAAGAAAUGUGAUUUAUUUGGUUUGUCCCCACUUACAAUCCUUAUCCUUACAACAUACUUGAAGCAGGGCCCAGUCCCCUCCCACUAUAGGAGUCUCAGUGUUACGUUUAUCAUGUCUGAGCCAACGAAUGGGAGCACCCCUCAAGAUUGAAUAAUGCCAUGGCUGCUUUUGUGAGAUUUCGAUUUUUGAGACAUGUUACUUUUCCAGGGAGAUUUGAACUGUAAUAGUGUUUUCCUUCUGUUGUUGCUUGUUAUAACAUAAUACUCCAAAGAUGAUGUAUUUUUAUGAUUUAUGUAGUUGUAUCCUGAAAUGUAACAAUUCAAAGUGUCUUGUCGGUGACUAGAAAUACUUAUUCUUUUACGAGACUUAUGUUUAUUUAACCAACAUCAAUAUAUCUCAAACAGAAUCUAUAGUCACAUAUAUUCCAGACAUGUUGUGUGUGAUUCUAGAGAAACAUGAAAGAAUAGCUGGAGAUGUAUUAAACCCUGACAUAGCAGACACCUGCCCCCCUGUCUCCCUUCACACUCCACCUGCCUGUGUGUUAUAUAUACCACUCUAAAGAAGUUAAGGAGUCCCAAAUUGUUUCAUUUUACUAUAGUUAGUAAGAAAAACGCACAACUUGAUGGAAAACAACUUCUGGUUUAUUGCAUAUAGCAAUGUUUUGAUGUAGAUUCUGACAACGAUAUCAAGAUGUAGUCAAACGGUGUAUGAAUCUACAUCAAUAUGUCGCUACAUGCAAGAAACCUGAAGUUGUUAUCCAUAUAAUUGUACUUUUUCUUACAUAUUUGCCAAAUUCUAGAAUGCCAAUCAAACAGUCACUAUAUGUAGUGUAUCAUGACAGAUUAACUGUAGUAACGUGAAAGAAUCAGUUGUUCUUUAACCCCUUGUGAGUAUUAUACAUUCAUUCUCAUCUUCUUUUUCCAACUCCAUUUUAUGAUGCAGAAAUAUAUUUGCCUUAUUAUUCAGCUUUUUGCACUAUUGACACAUUAAUGGAAUCACAUUCCCAGAGAAAGAGACAGGUAGUUAGGUUUUAUGUACCCCAUGAUUGUGUUUGUUAGAUGUGUUAGGUUUUGCAGGAAUUAUUGUAACAUUUUCAGUUUCGGCAGAAUCUUUUUAUGCUUGGACAAAUAUCUUUUUAACUCUCAGUGGUUGGGAAUUUUAUCCUGAUUUAGACAUUAGCCAUCCCCUUUUAUAAAUUGUUUGUCACCGUGGAAUUUGUGUAUCAAUGUCAGCAACAUGAGGCUGAAAUGCUGCAAUAAAGGGAGGUUUAACAUACAAAUUUACAUCUGCAAAGUAAGGGUCUCCACUGCCAAUACUACUCGAGAAGUUGAUUUCCACCUGAUUAACACAUUUGAGUUCUGUAUGUGAUGCUUUGAGCAUCACAGCUCUGUGUGAUGGUUAUGUAGUACACCAAGUGUGUGAGUAGGACCAGUGACAGAUUUAUUGAAGCAUUCUCAGUCCUAUAUAUUCGCCCCUCAGGUCUAUAAAUGUCAGUAAACAUUCCGAAAUGAAAACUUACAGUAUCCUAGUUCAGGUUAUUACAAUAAAACCAUCUUUUGUCUUUUGCAAUCAUGACUUUUAUGUCACCAAUAAUGAGCUAUUAUUUCAAACUUAAUUUACGUUAUUGCUUUGAAUACAACUCUGACUUUACGAAAAUAUGUUUUCACAAUUUGACUGGCAUGGACGCUUUGAUCAAAGUUGAAGGUAAAUCCCCAUGCUAGUCGUUAGGAUUCCUGGGACCGUUAACAAAUACUCUUGUACUCAAUAAUGUGUUCAUGGACUGCUUCAUUGGAUAUGCUGAUAGCACUGUAUCUGUUAAUAAUUACCUACCUUUGUUAUGCAUUGGCUGUUGAAUGUACCAUUAUACAGUGCCUUAAAUGUUUUGAUAUAUGUUGUGGGAGAUUACCUGUAUGCUUGUAUUUAGCUGUAUAGUUCGCUGGAUGAUUUUUUCACUUUUUGAAUCUCAUUAUCCCUUUUAACAAGCUCAGAUUAACAUUUAGUUUUAAUAGUGUAAUUUUUUAGUAAUAGUCGAAUUUGACUCGGGUCUUUGAUUUCACUGUUUCAGAGUGAUUUCUUCAGCUAAGAUCGUGUCAUGUGUUAGACCUUGCUCCCAAAUUUAACAUUUGUUUAGUGCACAGGUGGCUCUGUUGUCUAAGGUGAGGCUCUUCCAAUUAUAACCAUUUUGAAAUUCCUUUACUUAUACUGUUUGAAGUAUGACAUAUAUUUCAUAUAAAUUGACAUGUGUCAUACUUUUAUGGUCAUUUUUAGGAUUGCAACCUGAUGACCCCAUAUUUGUUUAUACUCUCCUUUUAUAUAUGCCAUUCUGUUCAAUUUGAAUAGUGUGAGUAUAAAACAAUUUAGUUACUAAUUCCUUUCUGAUUAUGAUAGCCUGAUACUACAGCUUACAGGAGUAGAAUGGUCAGUCAACCAUUAGGAUAUCAUACAGUUUGGAACACAUAGAAUCUAAUAACAAUAAUUAUAGCCUUCUCCCUUCUCUGCGAUAAUUAUUAAAUUAUCACAUAUCACAAAACGCUUUUAGUGUGGUGAUGGUUUAUCCCUGUGACGUGCACAUCAUUAGUUUUAGAUGGUCUGGCAUCCAUUCUUAGGAUGGGAUGUUGUAGGUCAGGUUUCAUUGUCUAAGUGCUUUAUAGUAAGAUUUAUAGGUGGAAUCACGGUUUGGCUGGGUGAAAGUCUCUUUCUCCACUUGUCAGUGUCUCGGGUCAAAUUCUACUUGUUCACAAAGGAAGCCAGUUAUUUCCAUGUGAAGCUCUGAGAAUGUAGGGGAGCACAGUGGUUAAAGGGUUAGCUCCUGCCGAUGAACUGGGUUCAAUUCCCAACUCUGGUACUAUGUGUGAAGACUAUUUAAUGUUCCCAGGCAUUAUUUGCCCUGAAUGUUUGUAUGAGUGGAGUUAAACCACUCAUUUUCCUCCACUCAAGUGUAGAGUGUCGCUAAAAACCUGCAUUAAAACGAGUUGAGCACAAACUGUCACCAUUUUUUGUUACAUGUUGCAAUUAUGAGUCUUUCAUUUCAAUGUCAUUAGAUGAUCUUAUCAAUGACUUGCAUGUGUUUCCAUUCGAUAAUAGGAUUUGAUUUACGUUAUUUUAAUAAUCAUUUUUUUCUUUAAUGAUUCUCUACGUAUGUUUUGUGAUAAAUAGUCAUAAUCAUGAUAAUGAGAUUAUGUAUUAAUAACAGCUUGUAGUGUGUUUGUGAUUCAUACCCUAAAAUUAAGAGAGUGACUUGCCAUAUUUCAGCUGUAUUCAGAGAUGGCAUUUGGAGUUAUGCAGGGUAGCUCUACACUGCAGUCUGUGUAGGUUAAUAGUAAACCACCAGUUGAUUAGCAAAUACCUUUGUCACAAUUUUAACCACCUUCAGACUAUUAACAUGUAAUCUAAGACUUCCAGUUUUUCACAUAGUAUGAUAAAUGUUGUUUUUUACAAGAACUCUUAAAAAUCUUUGCGAACAGCCUAGUGUCUGCAGAUAAUCAUGAACCAUUGGAGAUCAAGGUAGAUGGUUCUUACAAAUUAAUUACAGUUGUGAAUAAUAAUAAGUGAUGGUAAUACUGCUUGAAAGUGCAAUAAGUUUAAAAGUUGUGUUAAAUCGUGUAUAUAACUAAAGUAUGUAGAACACAUAGUACUGAAGGUCAAGAACACUAGAACAACCCACUUGACCACCUUGUCAGUGGUAGGUAUAUAUAUGUGUCAUUUAUCACGUUAAGUUUAUCCUCAUAAAUUCCUAAAUGUUAGGGGGGCACGGGUGUCCCAGUCGUCUAAGGUGCCGCGAUUCGCUGUGCAGAGUUGCGUCCCUUGGCCACGCCAGAAACCUAUGAUUGUGGGUUCGAAUCCCGGUUCACUCCGAUUAUGUUUCUAGGUUUGUCAGCACCAUACCCGUGCUCGUAUGUUUCACCGAAGUGGUAAACGUACGAGACCAAACUCACUCACUCACUCGCCUAAAUGUUGGAGUACCGAGAAGUCAUUAAAUUCAUUCAGAAUAUGAUCAUACCACUUGUAUUUCAGAUGUCAUUUUUCUAUUCCCAUAUGUCAGUUGCUGCAAUGCUGUUAGGAAAAAAUAUUUUGUCAAUGUUGAAUGCUGACAGGUCAGGUCAUGAAAUCGAUGUAACACUACAAAUCUCAAUAUUAAGUAAAAUAACUGAUUGUCCAUUAUGCUGUGCAAUAAAAGCCAGGAACCAGAGUAUGUAUAUGCCAAAAAAUCCAUUCCAUCAUAACUGCUGGCACUGAGAGUGUGUUUAGAAUUAUACAUACUUUAGGGGGUAAAAUAGGUUUUAAAAAAAAAUGUUCCUUGAUCAGAAUUUACAAACAUCAUGAAGAUAAAUAUAACACACAAUUGCAUGAUUAUACUGGCUUGCACUAUUUAAUUAUGAUCGCUAUAGUUCGAACUAAAAUCUUGAUCAGGUUUAAGCACCCAAUGAAAUCAUACUCUUGUCAUCUUGAGAUGAAGGGUUUUUAAUACAAUUGUUAGCACUGUGUGAAUAUUAUUCAUAUGUGUUCAAUAAAGAAUUAUUUUCAUA